Mytilinidion resinicola is the source of this 1398-nucleotide messenger RNA. Its product is annotated as dual specificity mitogen-activated protein kinase. The coding region runs from base 1 to 1350 and encodes 449 amino acids. Gene Ontology annotation, biological process: protein phosphorylation. The transcript is spliced from 4 exons. The record is from RefSeq and is a predicted model, not a curated record. Gene Ontology annotation, molecular function: protein kinase activity; ATP binding. NCBI's taxonomy places the organism in Eukaryota, Fungi, Ascomycota, Dothideomycetes, Mytilinidiales, Mytilinidiaceae.
AUGGCCGAAUCAUCAUUCAAGACGAAGACAAUGAAGAGGAAGAAUGUCAAGGGACUUGCCCUCAGUGCGCCUCAGCCAAAGGCCCAGGCUCCCUCGGCUGGCGACUCACAGAUUCCCGGUGCGCUUGGAAACGACGAUGAUCGAACGGAUACACUAGAGAUUGGAGUCGAGUUUCGGUUGGACCUGAAGGCAGAGGACCUCAUAGUUCUGAAAGAGCUAGGGUCAGGAAACGGGGGAACGGUCAGCAAAGUCCAGCAUGCUGCCACCAAGGUGAUCAUGGCAAAGAAGAUCAUCCACGUCGAAGCAAAGAACGAGGUGCGGAAGCGGAUAGUAAGAGAGCUGAGAAUCAUGCACGACUGCAACUCGGAUUACAUCGUCGCCUUCUACGGCGCGUUCCAGAACGACACAGGCGACGUCAUCAUGUGUAUGGAGUAUAUGGAUGUUGGCUCCCUAGAUUGGGUUUCCAAGACAUUCGGGCCAGUGCGAGUCGACGUUUUAGGAAAGAUUGCUGAAGCCGUACUCGGGGGCCUCUCCUACCUAUACGCUGCACACCGCAUCAUGCACCGCGAUCUGAAGCCGUCCAACAUCCUCGUCAACUCUCGCGGUAGCAUCAAGCUUUGCGAUUUCGGUGUAUCGAGCGAGUUGGAAGGCUCGAUUGCAGAGACCUUUGUUGGGACUGGCACAUACAUGGCCCCUGAGCGGAUACAAGGAUCACGAUACACGGUCAAGUCAGACGUCUGGAGUGUUGGAUUGUCGUUGAUGGAGCUAGCCAUUGGCAAGUUUCCCUUUGGCAACAGCGACAAUGACGACGAGCCUGGUGGUCCUCAAGGUAUCUUGGACUUGCUGCAGCAGAUUGUCCUCGAACCUGCACCUAAGCUCCCCAAGAGCGAUGCAUUCCCAUCAAUCUUGGAGGACAUGAUUGCGAAGUGUAUGUUGAAGGAACCCGAACAGCGCCCAACGCCCAAGGAGCUCUAUGUAAUACAGGAAUCUGAUCCGUUUCUGCUUGCCGCGAAACGUACGCCAGUGGACCUAGAGGCUUGGGCAGUCAGCAUGAUGACCCACCAGAAUCGCAAAUCCCACCUUCCUCCGGCAUUGUCUCCUGCGACCAAGGAACUUCUACGGGAUAGGUCGCCUCCGUCGUCUGCGAAUUCUACCGCAAGGACACCCACCUCAAGCGAGUCGGUUCCAUCCGACACCAACGGCGUAGGACCAGCUCCAACUCGGCCCUCGUACCCAGUCAGGACCUCCAGUGCAACUAGCCAGAACACAAUGGCUCUUCCACUCCGCCCAGCACCACCUCCAGGAGGACCGCUACCGCAAGCUCCUCGCAGGUGGGACCGGGAGGUCUGAGAGUCAUCAUAAAAUCAGGGAGGAAGUUUCGCUCGGCGAACAAGCAGC